Molecule: messenger RNA, 1709 nt
Organism: Orussus abietinus
Lineage: Eukaryota; Metazoa; Arthropoda; Insecta; Hymenoptera; Orussidae
Product: probable Xaa-Pro aminopeptidase 3
Exons: 4
Coding region: 93-1610 (505 amino acids)
Cellular component (GO): mitochondrion
Molecular function (GO): metalloaminopeptidase activity; manganese ion binding
Source: RefSeq, a predicted model, not a curated record
CGCGAAAUGAAAAAUCGUCAGCACGUUGAAAUUCCUUUCUUAGUUAACUAAGAUAUUUAUCAUAUGUUAAUUUUCAUAACCAUAAGUUAAAAAUGUUCUGUUCCAUGAGAUUUGUUACGAGGAAUCUACCUAUUUUCGGAUAUCAGACAUUUGCAAAAUGUUCUACCGAGAUAACUCAAGGUUUAGUAUCACAUCAACAGCGUAUCCAAAACUUUUCAGAAUCGACAUAUGGACAACCAACGCCAAAAUCUCAUUCUCAUCUUUUAAAGGAGGGAGAACUGAUACCAGGAUUUAAAUUGGAAGAAUUUAAGAAUAGGCGAAAUAAACUUAUGGAAAUGAUAAUUUCGGGUAAUAAUAUAGGAAAGAAUUCAAAACAAUCACAAAUACUGAUUAUUCCAUCCUCAACAAAGGUUUAUAUGUCUGACAAAAUACCAUACGUAUUCCGACAGAAUACAGACUUUUUAUAUUUUACUGGUUGCCAAGAACCAGAUAGUGCUUUGGUUAUGUUUGCCAAUAAUGAUCAGUUCAAAUCAGUCUUGUUUAUGCGGAAGAAAGAUGAGCAUUCAGAAUUAUGGGAUGGUCCAAGAACAGGAGUAGAAGCAGCAGCUGAAAUGUUUGGUGUUGACGAAGCACUACCUACUACAGAAUUUGAACUCUAUUUAGUUUCUCUUUUAAGUAAACAUAGGAAUUGUGGUAUGUGGUAUGAUAGUACUGAAAUCGUUCAGCCAGAACUUCACAAAAAAUUACAAGAACUUCGUAAUACAUCCAUUAAAACAUUUGAAUCUCCAAAGACAAUAAUUCAUCGAAUUAGAUUAAUUAAAUCUGAGUCAGAAAUACAAAUAAUACAGAAAAGUUGUGAAGUAGCUUCAGCAGCAAUUGCAAAGACCAUUCAAAUGUCCAAACCAGGGAUGAGUGAGCAUCAGUUAUUUGCCAUAGUGGAUUAUGAAUGUCGCAUGAAUGGUGCUGAAUUUUUAGCCUACCCUCCUGUUGUUGCAGGAGGGAAAAAUGCCAAUAUCAUUCAUUACAUUAUGAAUAAUCAAAUUAUUCAAAAUGGUGAUAUGGUUUUAAUGGAUGCAGGUUGCGAAUACCAUGGGUAUACAUCAGAUAUUACACGUACUUGGCCUAUUAAUGGUACAUUUACACCUCAACAAGUAAUACUGUACGACAUAGUCCUUGAUGUUCAAAAAGCCUUAAUUGAAAGACUGCACAAUAUGCCCACGCUAGAUCAAAUAUUUCAUGAGAUGUGCUUCCUGUUGGGCAAACGAUUACAAGAAAUUGGUCUUAUUCCCAACAAUCUUUCCCAAGAAAAGCUUAUUUCUGCAGCAUACUCAUAUUGCCCCCAUCAUGUUAGUCAUUAUUUAGGAAUGGAUGUCCAUGAUACGGGAACAAUUUCACGAAAUAUUCAUAUUGAACCUGGCAUGAUUGUCACAAUGGAACCAGGUAUAUAUGUGAAUAGCAAAAACAAGUUGGCUCCAGUUGAAUUUCAUGGAUUAGGAAUUCGAAUUGAAGACGAUAUUCUGUUAAGAAGCGAUGGACCAAUUGUUUUAACAAAAAACUGUCCAAAGGAGAUUCAAGACAUAGAACAACUUGUAAAACAAAAUCAGUGUUAACAUCCAUACAUAUCCAUUAUUAUUGUAAAUACAUAUUGAAUAUAUUUGGGUGGAUAGAAAAUGUACAUAAGAAAGAGUAAUUAAAUGUAUCUCAAUGUA